AUGAUCUGGGACAGGCAAGUCCUGGAGAAGCAGAUGAUCCUCGAGGAACUGACGGAGGAAGAGAAGCGCCUGAACAAGAUGAUGGAAAUAGAGCGAGAGAAGGACACGGAGAUCAUGUGCUACGACCGCUACAUGUCCAUCUGCAAACCCCUGCACUACGGGACCCUCCUGGGCAGCAGAGCUUGUGCCCACAUGGCAGCAGCUGCCUGGGCCAGUGGCUUUCUCUUUGCUCUGCUGCACACAGCCAAUACAUUUCCCCUGCCCCUCUGCCAUGGCAAUGCCCUAGGCCAGUUCUUCUGUGAAGUUCCCCAGAUCCUCAAACUCUCCUGCUCACAUUCCAGCUUAAGGGAAGUUGGGCCUCUUGUGGUCACUUUUUGUUUAGGUUUUGGUUGUUUUGUGUUCAUGGUUUUUUCCUAUGUGCAGAUCUUCAGGGCUGUGCUGAGGAUCCCCUCUGAGCAGGGACGGCACAAAGCCUUUUCCACCUGCCUCCCUCACCUGACUGUGCUUUCCCUGUUCCUCAGCACUGACACAUUUGCUCACCUGAAGCCCCCCUCCAUCUCUUCCCCAUCCUUGGAUCUGGCAGUGUCAGUUCUGUACUCGGUGGUGCCCCCAGCCCUGAACCCCCUCAUCUACAGCCUG
Messenger RNA from Melospiza melodia melodia, 639 nucleotides. RefSeq names its product olfactory receptor 14J1-like. Gene Ontology annotation, cellular component: membrane. The annotation marks the transcript as partial. Lineage: Eukaryota; Metazoa; Chordata; Aves; Passeriformes; Passerellidae. Gene Ontology annotation, molecular function: olfactory receptor activity; odorant binding. The record is from RefSeq and is a predicted model, not a curated record. Gene Ontology annotation, biological process: G protein-coupled receptor signaling pathway. The transcript has 2 exons.